Messenger RNA from Anolis sagrei ordinatus, 3158 nucleotides. It is a transcript of the gene BRMS1L, whose product is annotated as BRMS1 like transcriptional repressor. Gene Ontology annotation, biological process: negative regulation of transcription by RNA polymerase II. Gene Ontology annotation, cellular component: Sin3-type complex. The record is from RefSeq and is a predicted model, not a curated record. Gene Ontology annotation, molecular function: histone deacetylase binding. NCBI's taxonomy places the organism in Eukaryota, Metazoa, Chordata, Lepidosauria, Squamata, Anolidae.
CUUGGGGCGCGGGGCUGGCUGCGGCGGGAGGCGCGGGCGCGAUGCCGGUGCACUCGCGGGAGAAGAAAGAGAACCACCACGACGAGAUGGAGGUGGACUACGGCGAGAACGAGGGCUCCAGCUCCGAGGAGGAGGAGUCCGAGAGCUCCUCCGUCUCCGAGGAGGGCGACAGCUCAGAAAUGGAUGAUGAGGACUGUGAAAGAAGAAGAAUGGAGUGUUUAGAUGAAAUGUCCAAUCUUGAAAAACAGUUUACAGACCUUAAAGACCAACUUUACAAAGAGAGAUUAAGCCAAGUGGAUGCAAAACUGCAGGAGGUCAUUGCGGGAAAGGCACCAGAGUACUUGGAACCACUGGCAGCUCUGCAAGAAAACAUGCAAAUACGAACAAAAGUGGCAGGUAUCUACAGAGAGCUCUGCUUAGAGUCUGUGAAAAACAAAUAUGAAUGUGAAAUUCAAGCUUCCCGACAACACUGUGAGAGUGAAAAGCUCUUGUUGUAUGACACUGUUCAGAGUGAACUAGAAGAGAAAAUCAGACGGCUUGAAGAAGACCGGCAUAGCAUUGAUAUUACCUCAGAGUUGUGGAAUGAUGAACUUCAGUCUAGGAAAAAGAGGAAAGAUCCGUUCAGUCCAGAUAAGAAGAAACCGGUGGUUGUGUCAGGACCCUAUAUAGUGUAUAUGCUACAGGAUCUUGAUAUAUUGGAAGAUUGGACAACAAUAAGGAAGGCAAUGGCUACAUUGGGGCCGCACAGAGUGAAAACAGAACCCCCUGUCAAGUUGGAAAAGCACCCACAUAAUGCAAGAUCGGAAGAAGGGAGACUCUAUUAUAAUGGGGAGUGGUAUGGACGUGGACAGACAAUAUGUAUUGAUAGGAAAGAUGAAUGUCCUACAAGUGCCAUAAUUACAACAAUUAACCAUGAUGAAGUGUGGUUUAAGAGGCCUGAUGGAAGCAAAUCCAAACUGUAUAUUUCUCAGCUACAGAAAGGAAAAUAUUCAAUCAAACAUAAUCACAACUGACCAUUAAAACCAGCCAGACAGUGUUAUCCUGCUUGAAGUGCCAUGAGAUGAAAGAUGUAUUUACUCUGUGUUCUCAUCUAUUUUUGUGGCAGUAUCUGUGUAUUUGUAGUAGUGUAAGUAAUUUUCCAUACGUAUGUCAUAGAAUAAGUGACACAUAAUCAGGUUGAACAUAACGUCUUGCCUCUAAUUUGGAUCCAGCACCCAAGACAGACAACUGUCUACUGGAGAGUGUACGAACAUCUGACUAAGAGCCUGCAGUCCUACAAAGCUAUGUGUUUGUAUGGGAGAGAAAUGUAUGUACAGCUGGCUGGCAGGGGUCUUUUCAGUUUCUUCUGCAGCCGUUCUCAUAGCUAAAUGUACACAGCAUUUUUUAAAUUGCUUCGUAUUAUACGAAUGGCAUAGUGAAGAUGCUGUCAAAAACACUAUCUGGGUGUGUAACUGGUCCUCCAUCAUAUGGGCAUGCAGGCUUCCAUGAAUGUCGUCCAAAAACCAUUUAUGUAAAAUGGAAACAAAGUGGUAUUACUUUUUUAAAAAAAAGAUAUGAUGGUGUAGUAAUUGUGAAGUUCAUCACUAUUUUUCACUGUUCCCCAUCCAUUUUGUCUUGGAAACAUGUUACUUGUGCAAAUGUUACUUUGAUGUAUUUUGAUUGUGAAAUAUUCUUAAAUGAACAGUGAAGAAAACUGGAUCCCCCUCCUCAAGUUGCUCUAGCGAUGUUAUGGAUUCUGGUUAAUAACAAAACACAGGUACUUUGUUAUUGACAUUGAUGGUAAUAAUUAAACAUAGUUAAUAGUGGACACCAGAUUGCUAUGAAGUGCAGAAGCGAUGGCAUUAUGUCUCUUAGUAUUAAUCCUUCCCCUCUGUCCCAGUAAGACUGCCCAUCCUUGGAAAAAAAGCGAUCCAAAAGUUUUAGUGCAUAUUCGUUGGUGAAAAAAUGUAUCUGUAGCCAAUUGAAAUGUAACUGUAUAUUGGAUAUGGAAUUAUCAUGUUUGCAGCUUCAGACCCUUAGAAAGUUUGCAUUUAUAAGCUUAGCAUCCAGGAGUAAGAUCUUUUAGCUUUACUGCACAUGUCUGAGGCAUGUUGAAGGUAUUCUUGUCGGGGUGGGGGAGAAGACAUUACUUGGUGGUUAUGUGCACUUUAAUAUCCAUUAAUAUGGGUUUUCAGAGAAAGCUUGUAUCUAAUGGAAUGGACUGCCAAAAGUGUUUUUAUGUGCUAGUUAGGUUGGUGCUAAAUCUGGAAUCUUAACAUGUAGCUGGACUAGGUCUUGAAGUCUUAAAUUACAAUCCCAAUAUGUCCAAAACAAACUGCUGUAUUUGCAUCAGUUCCAGCAUCAGUUCCAGCACACAGCAUCAUUGCAAUUGAUGGGUAUGCUCAGAAUGGAGAAUGUUCUGCUUCAAGAGCCCUGGACAAAUACUGUGGAAGAACAUCUUGUUAAACAUCUUAAAUGACAAGCGAGUAUUUUUCUGACUUGUCUCUUUAAUUUUAUCUACCAUGAUUUGGGUGGGAAUAAGAGCUACAACAAAGUUCAGUGCCCUUAAUGUUGACAACUUAACUCGUGCUUCAAAUUCUUGCCUUGACAAGGAAAACAAUUGAAGAAUGAGCAAUAUAUUCCCUUGCAAUCAAUAGAUAGGAAACAUAUUGUCCUGCAGCUGUCCACAUGUUGCACUAAUCUUGCAUUACAGCCCAGUUAUGAGGAUGCAAAUUGAGGUUUAAUUGCGACAUGCCCCUUGUGGCUGAAAUUAUUCAUUAUAUGGUCAUUUUAUCCCACAUCACUGUGGCUGGGAAUCUUGACACAUCUAUGCGUUGGUGAACUGUAGUCUUCAGCUUGCCAAUUCAAUUGGUCCUUAUUCCUCAGGCUUAAAAGAAUGAACAGUUCACAAGUUUAAGGGAAAGUGGAUUUGCUGAUAUGGAAAAACUGACUAUUGCCAAAAGUCUAUAGAACUUUAGGUAUCUAACAUGAAUCUGGGGACAGUACUCUUAUUACUUAGCAUGCCACAUAUGUUAACCUAAUGUAUAUAAAGGUUAAAAAUAUGACAGGUUGGCUUUUGACAAACCCUAUGGUAUGUACACAGUUUGAUAAUGCUUUUUUGUAAUAAAAUAUUUGUAUUUUUUAACUCCGUGUAUAAAUAAACAAACCUGCCAUGUAAA